GGCUUUCGGAGCCCAGCCAUUUGGGCCUGACUCACAAGAAGAUAGGCCCAAUCUGUUACAACGGCGAAUCAUCGAAACAGCGGCGAGCUCAUUCUCAACUCAGCAGCUGCAGCAGUGUCACCGAGAGAAGCCAGCGGAAUUUUUGCAGGGAGAGAGGUCGGGGUUUAGGGUUUUCGAAGGCCUCACAGUCACUGGUCUGCAACAGACGGAGCAAGGAACGGAAGAAGUAGGAAUCAAAAGGGAGUCGGGAAAGCUAAAGAGAUGAAGUCGGUGGUGGGAGUCGUCGUUUCCAACAAGAUGCAGAAAUCGGUGGUGGUCGCCGUCGACAGACUAUUCCACAACAAGGUCUACAAUCGCUACGUCAAACGCACCUCCAAGUUCAUGGCCCACGACGAGAAAGACGCCUGCAACAUUGGAGACCGAGUGAAAUUGGAUCCUUCGAGGCCAUUGAGCAAGCAUAAGCGUUGGGUUGUUGCUGACAUUCUGAAGAAAGCACGGAUAUACGUUCCUCCUUCUGCUGCUAAUCAGACUGCAUCAACAGCUUCAUCUGAACUUCCAGCGUCUUCAAUCUCUUAA
This is a messenger RNA of Linum tenue, 576 nucleotides long. The record is from the annotation of a GenBank genome assembly. NCBI's taxonomy places the organism in Eukaryota, Viridiplantae, Streptophyta, Magnoliopsida, Malpighiales, Linaceae.